Abrus precatorius (Indian licorice) is the source of this 972-nucleotide messenger RNA. RefSeq names its product protein TIFY 3B-like. The transcript is spliced from 5 exons. Lineage: Eukaryota; Viridiplantae; Streptophyta; Magnoliopsida; Fabales; Fabaceae. The record is from RefSeq and is a predicted model, not a curated record. Bases 71 to 697 code for a protein of 208 amino acids. Gene Ontology annotation, cellular component: nucleus. Gene Ontology annotation, biological process: regulation of defense response; response to wounding; regulation of jasmonic acid mediated signaling pathway.
ACAAACUUUUCAAUUCCACCCCUCUUGCACCUUAAGCCAUUCAAUACAACACAAGUUUCAGUUUUCAACCAUGGCUGGUGUGAACUCCGAGCCUGAAGGAUGGAAACUUUUUCCUUCUCUUAUGGAUUCUGCUGCUGAUAGUAACGUUGAUGGAAGGAGUGACAAAAACUUGAGUAAUGAUGGGUUGGUGAUGCAUUUCUCUUCUGCCAGGCCAGUGCCAACAUCUGGACAGAAAGCAGUGAUUCCAAAUACAACUCAGUUUACCAUCUUCUAUAAGGGAAAUAUGUGCACCUAUGAUGGAAUUCCUGCAGAAAAGGUGCGUGAAAUAAUGUUGAUUGCUGGUGCCUCUGCGAAGUCUGCUGAAAUGAAGAGUGGUGUUCCCUUCACUUCCUUCAUUCCCACUAGCCCUUCUUCACAAGGAAACUCUAAUAAUCUGGCUUCACCCCAAUCCGUCUGUUUUCCUGCAGAGAAGGGUUCCAUUUGCAGGCUCCAAGAAUUUCCAAUAGCACGUAGACAAUCACUCCAAAGGUUUCUUGAGAAGCGAAGAAAGAGGUUGGGUAGCAAAGCCCCAUAUGCCUUCUCACCAACAAAAGUGGCUGACAGCAACUUCUGUGCUGACAAUACAUCAGAUUUUGCUUCUUUGAACUUUGACAGGAGGGAUUUCAACCUAGUGUUGCUGCCUCUUGAGGGUAACUAGUGUUGGUUCUACUUUGUGUGAAAAUGGUACUGUCUGGAAUAGCAUAUGCAUUCAUAUAGAAGCGAAGUGACUAAUAUAUAUGACUUCGUUGUGUUCAGAUCUUGCUUUAUGCCUAAUUAGAAAACCUGAAUGUGUCAAGUGAAGUGUUACUUUAAAGUUGGUUAGUGUGUUUGAUAAUGUGUAGAAAUGUCCAUCAUGCUCAGAAAACCUGACUUUUAAACUGUUAUCUUGUACCUUAAUAUGUGUGGAGAAUUGAUUAUCUGUUGUGCUGUGAC